UCAAGCAACCUGUAGCUUUUGUUUUGAACUAUAAGCGAUAGAAAAGGCGCGGAGAUAGUUAUCAAACUAGAUCAGUUCAGUUUCUUAACGACUUCAACGCACAUUCAAUCCGAUCGCUUCCAAAAAUAAGAUCAAAUUUAGCAUAUUAUAAAGUUUUAUUUCGAAUAAACCUAAUUUCGUGCCAUGUCGUCUGCGCAUAGUAAUCGGCCGGUAAUCCUACUAAAGGUUCCAUCGUCUGAUGAUUUAUAUGGAUCGGCCAUGCGCCGCCAUAACCUAGAUCCAAUUUACAUAGCUCCCUCGCAAUUUGUGUUUAAGAAUCUAAAGCAACUGCAAAUGAAGCUCCAGGAACCACACAAAUACGCAGGGAUUAUCUUUGCGUCCCCCCGAUGUGUCCAGGCGGUUAACGAGGCUCUAGAGAAGGCUCCACUACCCAAUUGUUGGCGCUCUCUCAACAAUUACUCCCUGGGCAAAAGCACACACAGCUUGGUUUGGAAUACCUUGCAGAGACUUUCUACUAUGGGUGAUUAUACAGUAAAUGCCCAUAACUUGUGUGACCUGAUCGUAGAAACUUUCGGACCCAAACGGGAGCUUCCGCUGCUAAUACCCUGUGGCAAUGGAGUCGGCCAUACGCUUCGACUGCGGCUGGUGGCCCAGGGAUUCCGGGUGGACGUCUGCGAGGUCUACGAGAAUCAGUCCCAUCCAGAGUUCAACAAUCAGAUGCGUCAUGCCCUCAAGCUUAAGCGAAUGGAGACAAUCGUUUUCUUCGGGCCCUCCAGCGUUCGCAGUUCUCAGGAGUUUUUCGAAAGUUACAAGGUUUCCGUCAAGGAUCGCAAGCUUAUCGCUGUCGGAGACGCUACCAGGAAAGCCAUGGAGGACGCGGGGCUGCAGGUGAACGCCGUGGUGGAAGCUACAAACGUGGAUAAGCUGAUUAAGACCAUCGUAACUUAGUUUGUUUGUGAUUGUUUGUUAUUACGUGUUUGUACUUUUGGUAUCGUUUCCAAAUCUGUUUAGUGCCAUUGCAGGGGUUUAAUCCCAGAAGAGGUUUCCGUAACUCGAUCAGAUCUGCAAAAUAAAUGUUAAUGAAGAAGU
Molecule: messenger RNA, 1089 nt
Organism: Drosophila serrata
Lineage: Eukaryota; Metazoa; Arthropoda; Insecta; Diptera; Drosophilidae
Gene: Uros2
Product: Uroporphyrinogen III synthase 2
Biological process (GO): uroporphyrinogen III biosynthetic process
Cellular component (GO): cytosol
Molecular function (GO): uroporphyrinogen-III synthase activity
Source: RefSeq, a predicted model, not a curated record